AUGGAGACUAGACACUUUUGCAGCAGCAACUCACGAACUGGGAGCGAGGCCCAGAUACACUUAUGUCCUGAAAAGUUCGAUGGUAUCUCAACUGAAGAGGAAAGACUUCCUCCGGUGGAUGGAGGAAUCCAAGCAUGGAUGUUUCUGGCAGCAUGUGUUAUGCUUGAGGCUCUUAUAUGGGGAUUCGCCUUCGCUUUUGGUGUGUUUGAAAAAUACUAUCGAGACCUUGAAGAUUUCCAGGGCUCUGAUAUGGUGGCUGUUAUUGGAACAUGUGCUACGGGAAUCUCCUAUUUGAGCUGUCCCGUCGUAAUUAUUGCAAUGAUUCUCGUCCCCAAGAUGGGCAGAUGGUUUUCUAUCAUAGGAUUAACCAUCAUGUGCUUUUCACUAGCUUUGGGAUCAUUCUCAAAGAACGUUACCCACCUUAUCCUCUCACAAGGUGUCGGAUUUGGAGUCGGUGGCUGUAUAGCAUACAGCCCUUCAAUUCUCUACAUGAGCGAAUGGUUCGUCAGACGAAGAGGACUUGCAUUCGGCAUAGUCUGGGCUGGAUCAGGGGUAUCUGGGCUCGCCUUUCCGAUCGGCCUGGAGAAACUCUUGUCAAAUUUUGGGUUCCAAACCACUCUGAGAGUCAUCUCCGUCCUCAUUUUUGUUCUAGCUGCUCCGCUCUUAUACUUCCACAAACCACGCCUUCCAGUUUCUAAAACGAUCGGCUACCAUCGUCUCAACUUCCGAUUCCUUCUCAACAAGGUAUUUGUCAUCUAUCAGAUUGGCAACAUCAUGGAGGCACUGGGAUUUUUCCUACCGGGCAUAUAUCUCCCAACAUACGCCCGCAAUAUCGGAGGCUCUAGUUUUAUAUCCUCGCUCACGGUGAUGCUUUUAAAUCUAGCGUCUGUGUUCGGCAGCGUGACCAUGGGCCAUCUAGCAGAUCGAUACCACGUAAUCACCUGCAUUACGAUCUCCACCGUUGGCAUGUUGCAUAUGGACUAUUUGCAGGAUGUUUCUCGGCUACAUGGUCAGGAAUUACGAAUGAGGUCCAACGAGUCGACCCAACCGCCGAUGCGACCAUAA
Molecule: messenger RNA, 1065 nt
Organism: Penicillium arizonense
Lineage: Eukaryota; Fungi; Ascomycota; Eurotiomycetes; Eurotiales; Aspergillaceae
Exons: 4
Coding region: 1-1065 (354 amino acids)
Biological process (GO): transmembrane transport
Cellular component (GO): fungal-type vacuole membrane
Molecular function (GO): transmembrane transporter activity
Source: RefSeq, a predicted model, not a curated record